Molecule: messenger RNA, 3528 nt
Organism: Urocitellus parryii (Arctic ground squirrel)
Lineage: Eukaryota; Metazoa; Chordata; Mammalia; Rodentia; Sciuridae
Gene: Tmpo
Product: thymopoietin
Molecular function (GO): DNA binding
Source: RefSeq, a predicted model, not a curated record
GCGUUCUUGGGGCGUGGGCGAAGCAGGCUGCUCUCGCCUUGGCUGUAGUGUGUGGGCUGGGGUUGGUGCAGCCUCCCAGCCUGUCCGCACUUAGUCCGUAGUUGGGCUCGCGGCGCUUUUGUGCCCGCGUCUGGCCUCGCUUUGUGUCUGCGAGUUUUUUGCCGUGCCCCCGCGGCGCUCCUCCCGGGCGGGAGCCGUAAGGCUCGGAGGCGACAGCGCGGCCCCCGGCCAGGAGUGAGCGCGGCGGUGUGAGCGGCGGCAGUGAGGCUGCGGGGAAGGGGACUAGUAGAUCCCGGAGAUGCCGGAGUUCCUGGAAGACCCCUCGGUCCUGACGAAAGACAAGUUGAAGAGUGAACUGGUCGCCAACAAUGUGACUCUCCCGGCCGGGGAGCAGCGCAAAGACGUGUACGUGCAGCUCUACCUGCAGCACCUCACUGCGCGCAACCGGCCGCCGCACGCCGCGGGCGCCAACAGCAAGGGGCCCCCGGACUUCUCCAGCGACGAGGAGCGCGAGCCCACCCCAGUGCUCAGCUCCGGGCCCUCCACCGCGGGCCGCGGCCGCGCCACCGUCGGCAGGAAAGCAACAAAGAAAACUGAUAAGCCCAGACUAGAAGAUAAGGAUGAUCUAGAUGUAACAGAGCUCUCUCAUGAAGAACUUCUGGAUCAGCUUGUGAAAUAUGGGGUGAAUCCUGGUCCUAUUGUGGGAACAACCAGGAAGCUGUAUGAGAAAAAGCUAUUGAAACUGAGAGAACAAGGACCAGAAUCAAGAUCUUCUACUCCUCUACCAACARUUUCCUCAUCAGCAGAAAAUACUAGGCAGAAUGGAAGUAAUGACUCUGACAGAUACAGUGACAAUGAAGAAGGAAAGAAGAAAGAACACAAGAAAGUGAAGUCCACUAGGGAUUUUGCUCCUUUUUCUGGACUUCCAGCUACUCCCUCUGGUGGAUUUUUUCAGGGUAUUUCUUUUCCUGAAAUCUCCACCCGUCCUCCUUUGGGCAGGACUGAACUACAGGCAGCUAAGAAAAUACAUACUUCUAAGGGCGACCCACCUAGGGAGCCUCUUAUUGCCACAACCUUGCCUGGCAAGAGACAGAUGCAGAAUUUAGCCUCUGGAGGGAAUUUGUUAUUUUCCUCUAAGACUAGCCAUGAUAGGAGUGUAGAGAAAAGUUCUUCGUCAUCCUCUCAGCGUGAACUCGCUGCCAUGUUGGGCUCUACUGCAGCUUCUCCUUCACUGAUUAAAGAAACCACUACUUCUUACUGUAAAGACAUAGUAGAAAAUAUUUACCGUGGAGAGAAAAGUGGAAUUCAGCCAUUAUAUACUGAGAAGUCCAAUAUUUCAGAUCAGCGCAUUCUCUCCAGCGAAAGGGAAGUACUAGAGGAAUCUAAAAGAUCACAAGUAAUUUCCCCACAACUUGCUCAGGCAAUCAAAGAUUAUGUCAAUUCUCUGUUGGUCCAGGGUGGGGUAGAUAGUUUACCUGGGACUUCUAACUCUAUACCCACACUGGACAUUGAAAACAUAUGCAAGAGAAUUGGUCAAUCUAGUUUUCGAGAAACCACUUCCCUGUCUCCUCCACGAAAAUUCCCUAGACUCAGUGAGAAGUCAGUAGAGGAGAGGGAUUCAGGUUCCUCUGUGUCAUUUCAGGAUAGCCAGGUAUUGCAGGAUAUACCUGAAUCUGAACAUAUGUCUUCUUUUGCCAAAACUGUUGUCUCUCGUGCACUUACUACCUUAGGCAUGGAAAAGUCUGAGAAAUCACAGCAUGAUAACAUUGAUAGCUCAGAACUAUCUUUUCCCUUCCAUGAAUCUAUUUUAAAAGUAAUUGAAGAGGAGUGGCAGCAGAUUGACAGGCAGUUGCCUUCAUUGGCACGCAAAUAUCCAAUUUCUUCCAGAGAGGCAACCCAGAUAUUAUCCGUUCCAAAAGUAGAUGAUGAAAUCCAAGGGUUUAUUUCUGAAACUAUCCCACCAGCAGGUAUUCAGGAGGGCUCUGCUGAGUCUUGUGAUAAACACUUGGACUUAACACUUUGUAGAGCAUAUACAGCUGCAGCAUCCACGAUGCAGAUUGCAACCCAUACUGCCUUUGUAGUUAAGGCUAUGCAAGCAGACAUUAGUCAGGCUGCACAAAUUAUUAGCUCAGAUCCUAGUCGUACACACCAGGCACUCAAUAUUCUGAGCAAAACAUAUGAUGCAGCUUCGUUUCUUUGUGAAGCUGCAUUUGAUGAAGUGAAGAUGGCUGCCUAUACCAUGGGAUCUUCCACUCUUGGUCGUCGAUAUCUCUGGUUGAAGGAUUGCAAAAUUAAUCCAGCUUCUAAGAAUAAGCUGACUGUGACUCCCUUUAAAGGUGGAACAUUAUUUGGAGGAGAAGUACACAAAGUAAUUAAAAAGCGUGGAAAAAAAUAAAGUUAAGAGCUAAGUCACCUGUCUUAUCUUUGAUAAGGAAUUUCAGAUAGUUAAGUCAUUCCCUAUGUGGAACUGCUCUUUUAGAUUUACACAGAUAGAAAGGCUGAUAAAGUUUUAAGCUUUAUAGAUCAUAUAUUUGUCUCAAACAUUUAAUGUUUCCUAUUAUACUUUUUACAACUCUUCAAAACUGAGAAUUUCAAUACUAAAAUAAGUAGAUUCUUCACUGUUUCAAAUAUCAUAUGCAUAUUCUUUUCUAUCUAGGGUAGAAUUAAACACUAAUUACACAUUUAAAGCAAUGAUUUAUCCUUUUUGAUACUUCACUUUCUAGAAGUUGUCUACACUUUUAUUUUCUUGUUUGUUAUAUGCUGAUACCUGCAGUAGCAUUCAUAAUAUUCUAGAUCAAUGCAACUUAAAGUAACCAGUUCACAAACUAUUACUGAUCCACAGACAAACAUGCACAGAAAUUUUAAGACUAAGGGGUUCGGGACAUAGUUCAGGAGUGUAGUAUGUGCAAGGCCCUGGGUUAGUCUCCCCAUCCCCCAUUGCUUUUUUAAUAAAAGAAUUUAAAAAUAAAGGCACUUUUUAGAUCAAUGAAAGGAUUUAUUUAUGUAGUACACUUAUUGAUAGCAAAAGCAGUAUAUGGCUUUACAAUCUGAUACAGAUGCCUCAUCACUUCCGAAUUAACUAACAAUUCAUGGACCUCACUUUGAAAGACAUUGCUCUUGUUGGUAAAUAGUCUAGGAUAGUACAAGCAUACACUACCACUCUAUUUUGUCAGAUGAACUAGACACUGGAGAGAUGGGGCUUUUUUAAAAAAAAACAAACUUUUCUUUUGAGGUAUGUGGUAUUUCAUGGAUGAUUAGGCUUAAUAAUCUUGAUACGAAAAGCAAAUUUAUCAGCUUUUUCUUAAAGCCUUAAGAAAUCAUACUAUAUCCCAGUGUCUAUGUCUGUAUAAAACAGUGUAUUAUCCUGUUUUCAUUUCUAUGAUUGUAAGAUAAAAGAAUCUGAUUGUAGAGAACAUUGUGGGAAAUGGUAGUCUCAGCAUAACAGAAUAUGGUCCCUCAGUUCUCUAUCCAUUUAUUCUUAGACUACACAUUCCAUCUUUGCAGCUUUCUGGGAGUAAUUUUGUUAUU